Molecule: messenger RNA, 511 nt
Organism: Chaetura pelagica (chimney swift)
Lineage: Eukaryota; Metazoa; Chordata; Aves; Apodiformes; Apodidae
Product: GDP-fucose protein O-fucosyltransferase 2
Exons: 3
Biological process (GO): protein O-linked glycosylation via fucose
Molecular function (GO): peptide-O-fucosyltransferase activity
Source: RefSeq, a predicted model, not a curated record
AUACCUGCUGUAUGAUGUAAACCCUCCCGAGGGCUUCAACCUGCGCAGAGAUGUCUAUGUCCGCAUUGCUUCCCUCCUGAAGACCUUGCUGAAAAGUGAGAACUGGGUGUUAGUUUUGCCUCCCUGGGGACGUCUUUAUCACUGGCAGAGCCCCAACAUCCUUCAGGUCCGGCUCCCUUGGUCCGAGUUCUUUGAUAUCCCAAACCUCAACAGGAACAUCCCUGUCAUUGAAUACGAGCAGUUCCUUGCAGAGUCAGGUGGACCCUUUAUUGAACAGAUCUAUGUGCUACAAGGAUAUGCAGAAGGAUGGAAAGAAGGAACAUGGGAAGAAAAAAUAGAUGAAAGGCCAUGCAUUGAUCAGCUUAUGUACUCCAAAGACAAACACGGGUACUACAGAGGAUGGUUCUGGGGUUACGAGGAAACACGGGGCCUGAAUGUGUCUUGCUUGUCUGUCCAAGGAUCUGCCUCUAUUGUGGCUCCCAUCCUUUUGAAGAACACUUCAGCACAGUGA